Molecule: messenger RNA, 4717 nt
Organism: Mercenaria mercenaria
Lineage: Eukaryota; Metazoa; Mollusca; Bivalvia; Venerida; Veneridae
Product: dynactin subunit 1-like
Exons: 8
Coding region: 203-1087 (294 amino acids)
Source: RefSeq, a predicted model, not a curated record
GCAAACGGAAGUAAACAGGUACUCUGCCUGACAACGGGGACGCUCUAUCCAAUUUCAUCGAAUUUUUUCUAAAUUUAUCUCUUUAAAAAACUGCUGAAUAGUAAGACAAUGUCGUAGUCAUGAGGAGUCAGGACAAUGAGUGUCGGUAUCAUGUGAAUAUUUUCCUAAAAAAGCUGACGACUCCGUGUUUAUAGUACGAAAAAUGAAGCCUGAGAGGGACCCAUUCUUAUGUACCUGUGGUCCAUGUAAGAAGUUCUGGCGAGACACUUUCAGUGAAAGUGGGGAUUUAUUAAGAGAGCCCCCAACAUGUCGGCAUCAGCAUACUGCAAUACUGUCUGCAGAGAGCAAGGUAGUCAAAGUUGGAGACAGAGUUAUUGUCCAAAACAAAUUUCCAGAAAUCAUUAAUGGAAAAUCAGGUACUGUUAAAUGGGUUGGAGUUUUAGAUGAAGAUUCCAUAGCGCCAGAGUUGUAUGUUGGUGUAAGACUUGAUGAUAACAUAAAUUCUACUCACAAUGGGAUAUACAAUGGAAAGAGGUACUUCCAUGUUCCCCGGGGUCAUGGUGCUAUGGUUAAAUACACAGAGGUCAUGCCACUUAAACAGCCUGAUAGACGUCCACCUAUAUCGGGAAAUUCCAUGUUCCCUAGCUGGCACGAAGUACAGCGAAGACGGAAAGAAAGAAAUCAAAAGUUACAGACUAUUUAUCAAAGUGCUGGAAUGAUGGGGCCCCAGUUUGUUGAGCCAUAUAUGUCUCCACCCAAGACGGCGGCAGCAGGAUCUCGAGGAGUUUCACCUGUAAAAGCAUACAGGGAACCAACAAUACACAUCAGUGAUCCAAAUGAUAUAGCAUUGAGAGAUGUGCAUAAAAAAUCGCAAAUAGAUACAAAACGUAAAGUGUUAAAGGAGGACAGGGAUCAGAAGGAGAUGGAAAGGUUCAGACAACAUUUUGGUGGUGGCCCCGAGGCAGAUAGACUCGCAAUGACUUUGAGAAAAUUAAAAAUAGCGUACCAAGAAGGAAAAGAACUUGUACGGCGAAGGUCUACAAAGGAUCAUGACAUUACCUCAGAGUCUGGGCUUAGCGAUUAUUGAAUUCUGAUUGAAAGACAAAACAUUUCUCAAUGUGAUCGAGCAUUAAAGUUGUAAGGGAUUUAUUAUAGAAACUUACCUUGUUUUGACAUGAAGCGAACUGUUUUGACAUAAACUUUUUUGACAUAAACUUUUUUGAUAUAAAGUUAGCAAUUUACGUAAAAUGCAGACUUUUUUGAUAUAAAUUAAGUUAGCAAUUUACAUAAAAUGCAAACUUAUAAUUUUGAUAUAAAGUUAGCAAUUUACAUAAAAUGCAAACUAUUUUGAUAUAAAAUAUAUAAGACACAAGACAGAACUUGUAUGUUAUACCCUAUAAUUGUGACAGGUAGACUUAUAGUGAUUCUUUGACAGGCUUUCCGGAAGUGGUAUCAGUCCACAAAAUGUACAUGAAAUAUAUUCAAUUUUGUUCAAAUCUGCUUUUCUUUAGUGUUGUACAGAUUUACCUUAUUGUGCAUACAUUAUUUGGCUAUGCAAUUUUAAUACUGUGAUGAUAUGCAGCUGUGCCGUAAAAUAUUAUUUCUGCAAGAACUACAUAUUGAUUUUUUUGUCCAUCAUUCUAUGCCCAUUGUAGGUAUAAGGAACUCUUAAAACUAAGUAUCGUUUUACGCAUAAGAGGAGUGUUACUUAAAAAUAGAACACUCAAAUCAAAAUGUGUUGGUUUUGUACAGGUGUGUGAGUUGAUACCAAGAUGUAUUUUUGAAAAACUUAAUUCUUUUAGUGGUUUCAAACCCAAAUGUGUCAGUGUUGUGUAAAUCAAAAAGAUUGAUGGCAUUUAUGUGAAAUGAGAUAUGACGGAACUAUUUUGUUUUAAAUGUUGUAUAUAUAGCAUUGUAUCAAGUCUUCCAUAAGCGACUUGUACCAGUAACCCAUAAAAAAAAUAGCUAAGAAAAAAUAACUGUACGCAUACAGAAAAUGUUUUGAAAUGUUUCGAAAUUUUGUUGAUGGAAGAAAACAACUAAUUUACUCUUUGUCUGUUUUUUUUUGAAAACUGACUGUAUUUUUUUCCAAAGAAGAAAUGGAAAAAAAUCUUAAUAGACAGUAAUGCACAACAGAUAUCAAUUUAAUCAAAAUCAAUUAUGUUUUGUUUUCAACUUAAAGGUUUAUAUAUUCAUGUCAUAUAAACAGCUGUAGAGCCAAAAGUGUGUUUAUAUAUACAUGUACAUUUAAAAAUUAGUGAUAUUUACAUUUUAGUAGAAGUUUGUCACUAUUUUUAUAUUUUGAUGUCACUUUUCAGCCACAAUUAUUUACAUUUGUUUUAGCUCGGUUUGUGCUCAUUAGGUCCAUUGUAGUGUUUGGAGUACCUGUUUUUUUUGUCUGUGAUAUAUUUUGCGUCUAUGUUUACAUUUUAUAUUAGUGGGUAUUUUCGUUAAAUACAGUCAAGCCUGUGAUUGUGACCACCUGUGUACAGAGACCACACAGCUCUUACGAUCACUGCAUGAUUUCUUCUUAGAUUUAAAUAUUGGUCACAGGGUGAUGAUCAAAGUACUCGAGUUAUCUGGGGUUUUGAGUGAUCUCACAGAAAUUGCUGAAUGUCAUUACCUUUAACCUCUGAAUAAAAUCCACCUUAACAUAAAGACCAUUUGUUGGCUUUCCUACAGGACUGAUGGUCUGUAUAAACAGGUUUGACUGACUACUAUAACACUUGUACAAUUUGACAAAAGCUUGCUGUAUAGUAAGCUUUGCUACAGAUUUGUAGUAUUACAAUUUUUUUUUAAAUUGAGAUCAUUUUUGUUAUUACCAGGGUAGAUAUUUUCCUGUAAUAGUUUGAACUGUUACACAAUAAUUACCAUUAUGUUACAGAUGUUCCAUAGUUUAUGCUGUUGACUGGUCUGUAGCUCAACUCUAACUUGUUUGAGCUAAAGUAAAAUCUUGAAGCAUUAAAAUUUAUUUCUGAUGUUAUGUAGUAAAAUACUAAUUGAAUGGCUUGCUGGACAAUAGUAAAAACUACUUGCACUUGGUUUUUGGACAUCAGGCAACUAUUGACUAUAGAUCAGCAAGCCAUUCAAUAAGUGUGUACCAGAAUACUAGUACUCAAAUGUGUGUAUUAAUAAAAUAUGCAUUAUAUCUAUUUUGUGGAAGUUGCAAAAUUGCUAAAACAUGAUUAGGAAAACAGUGCCUUAAAAACCACAGAACCCAACCUGAAUUUGCUGUAACUGAUUUUUCAUUCAUUAUUGUGAAAUGAUUUUAUUUCUUGGCAUUAAAUUUCGUGGUUCCGACCGAAACAGCUAUUUUAAGAUGACAGGAAAUUAUAGAUUUUCAUAUCUUAAUGAUGAAAUAUACAGAGAUUUUAUACAUACAGUAUGAUGAUUUACUAAACCCCCCCACACCCACACCGAAAAAAAAAUCACAAUAAAGAAUCAGUCAUAAGUAAUUAAUGAAUUCUUGAUAUGUCAGAAUUCUUGUUGCACACCCUUGUCCAUUUUGCAAAACUUUUUGAAAAUAUACCUACUUUUUAAUUACCCUUAUGGGAUAAGUGGUAGGUUUGAUACAGAAAGAACAAAAAGACAUACAAGUGUAUCUAAGUAACCCUAGUGUAAUACACUUUGAUUUUGAUAGGAUUUCACAGAGAAUUGGCAGUUUCAAGAACUAUUAUACUUCCCUGUUAUGCUAGUUGUAGUAUGAUGUCUUGUCUAUAAUUAUCAAAGGGGUAUGUAUUAUGAGGAUUUACUUAAGAAAAUGGCCUACAGUUUUCAGAAAUUUCAGAAGUUACUGAAAAUAUAUAUAUAAAAUAACUUGCUUUUAUUGCAUUGAUAUCUAUUCUGACAAAGGUUUCAUGUAAAACAUUAAAAUUUAGUUACAGUUACAUAAAUAAUUUCUGAAUUACCCCCAAGUACAGACAUUUUUGCCAUUUUGUGUACAAAAACUGCAAAAUAUGGACUUCAGCUGAAGGAGCUGUAAGCCACAAAAUUUGCUGUUCAAGAGUUUUAAGUUUGCACUGUAAAACAUGUAAAAUAACUUGCUUUUAUUGCAUUGAUAACUAUUCUGACAAAGGUUUUGUGUAAAACAUUAAAAUUUAGCUGCAGUUACAUAAAUAAUUUCUGAAUUUCUGAAUUACCCCCAAGUAUAAACAUUUAUGCCAUUCUGUGUGCAAAAACCACAAAAUAUGGACUUUCAACUGAAGGAGCUAUAAGCCAUAAAAUUUGCUGUUCAAGAGUUGUAAGUUUGCACUCUUUCACUGACAGUAAAUUAUUUUGUGAUGGAUGGCUCUUUUAAAAAUGAAAUUUGAAUAUGCAUAUCUGAUUUAUGGGCGUUUUUUUUUUUUUUUUUACAGAAAAUGGGGGAAAUGUUAAUAUCUGUGGUAAAUCAGAAUAACAGCAACUAAGACUUCAAUGCUUAUAUAACAAUUUUUAUAAGAGUAGACAUUAAUGUAAUAAAAGUGAGAUAUUUUACAUGCUGUUAGAAAUUAUUGGAAUUUCUGAAAAAAAGGGGUCUUUUUUGUUAUCUAAAUUGUAUUGUACACCCUUUUGUAUUUCUGUUGUUGAUUGUUAGGUCUGUAUAUAUAACAUCAUCAGUAUAUAAACUUACCAUUUGAAAUUAGGAAGGGAAAUCUGGUAGUUUGUUACGUUGUUGCGUUAAAUGCUAUUUUUAUUGAUUUUCAUUUGAAAAUAAAGAAAAGCUCAUAUUUUUUAUAAA